Molecule: messenger RNA, 1086 nt
Organism: Lodderomyces parapsilosis
Lineage: Eukaryota; Fungi; Ascomycota; Pichiomycetes; Serinales; Debaryomycetaceae
Product: NADHX dehydratase
Exons: 1
Coding region: 1-1086 (361 amino acids)
Biological process (GO): metabolite repair
Molecular function (GO): ATP-dependent NAD(P)H-hydrate dehydratase activity
Source: RefSeq, a predicted model, not a curated record
AUGCUGCUUCGUAACAAGUCACAGAAGGAAUUGAUUACCCUCUCACGCCAACUAAUUCAACCACUUCUCCCCAAUUUUCAUAAAGGUCAAGCAGGGAGAAUAUGUAUCAUUGGUGGGAACGAAGACUACACUGGCGCUCCGUUCUUUUCUAGCCAUUCUGCUGCUUUGGUUGGUGCUGAUUUAUCUCAUGUAAUUUGCGAAAAACAAGCAGCACCAAUAAUAAAGUCGUAUUCACCCGAUUUAAUGAUUCAUCCAUAUUUGCUUGACUUGGAGAACCCAGCAUUGAAAUUGAAGGAUGGAGAGCUAGAGGAUUUGAAAAAGAUGUCCAUUGAAGAUGUUUUGAAUCAAACCAAUGUUCUCACCAAAAUAAUUGAUGAUGUCAUUUUGCCAAAGGUUCAACCAUUACUAACUAGAAUGGAUAUCGUUGUGGUUGGACCAGGGUUUGGCCGUGACCCGUUAAUGUUAAAGUCAUUGGUGAGAAUAAUUGAAGAGAUUAAAGUCUUGAAUAAGCCAAUUGUGCUAGAUGCUGACUCAUUGUACCUUUUAUCAAUAGAGCCAAAAUUGAUUUCAAACUACUCAAAGGCAAUCAUUACACCAAAUAUUGUUGAAUUUCAACGCAUUGCUACAAAGCUUGACAUUGAAAUCGAUAUUUCCAAAGACUAUUCAGAACAAGUCUUGAUUGAUCAAACUCAGAAAUUGUCGUCAAAAUUGGGCGAUGUAUUGGUGUAUCGUAAAGGUGAGGUUGAUAUAAUUGCCAAUUCAAAGAGUGUCGUCCUUAAUAAUUCCUCUGGAUCCAACAAACGUGUAGGUGGACAAGGUGAUACACUUACUGGUGCAAUCGCAACAUUGGUGAACUGGUCAAACCAUUACUUGGACAGCUAUUGGGACAACAAGGUUGACUUGGAUACAAAUGAUGCCCAUAUCCUUGCAUGCUACUCUGCUGGUACUCUAGUCAGAUUAGCAGGCCAAAAGGCAUUCAAGAAAUAUGGCAGGUCAAUGCAAACUUCCAACAUACACGAAUUUUUACAUGAGGCUUUUCUUGAGCUAUUCGAUGAUAGUUUAUUUAGGUUUGGUAGUAAUAUGUAG